This is a messenger RNA of Xiphophorus couchianus (Monterrey platyfish), 4042 nucleotides long. It is a transcript of the gene bhlhe22, whose product is annotated as basic helix-loop-helix family, member e22. Gene Ontology annotation, molecular function: DNA-binding transcription factor activity, RNA polymerase II-specific; protein dimerization activity; E-box binding. Lineage: Eukaryota; Metazoa; Chordata; Actinopteri; Cyprinodontiformes; Poeciliidae. Gene Ontology annotation, cellular component: nucleus. The record is from RefSeq and is a predicted model, not a curated record. Gene Ontology annotation, biological process: positive regulation of transcription by RNA polymerase II; sensory organ development; axon development. Bases 587 to 1405 code for a protein of 272 amino acids. The transcript has a single exon.
UUUCUUUCUUUUCUGAACAAAUAAAUCAUGGAAGAAAAACAGCUGUGUGUUUGGCUUCGAUCCGUUGAAGUAACUAAGUUCUCAUGAUAUGGAUUAAAAUUUUUAUUCAGGCCCUUUCAUGAAGAGGAUGGUGCCUGAAAACUGUCUUAAAGUCUUGAAUAGAUGCACACUCGCAGGAUGCGCUGGUGCGCGCGUUGUAGUGUUUGUUCCAGUUUAAACCGCGUUAAUUAAAACGUUAACCUGAUUGGGUGGAGAGUGAGGGGGAGGGAGGCUGUCUCAGCCCCAAUAGGCGAAUCCUUUUUAAUAACCCGCCUCGGGAUAAUGAUGUGAAAAGACUGAAGCGUCUUGUGCGUAACGAGGAUGAUGGUGGUGAUCCGCCGAAGGUGAAUCCAACACAUACACAUAUAGAGAGAGAGAAAGAGAGAGAGAGGGAGAGAGAGAGAGAGAGAGUGACACUUUUUACACAAGUCUUUUCUUCAUCACCGCACCUCAGCUGACAAGAGAAGCCCCAAACUUCGCCGCUGACGCGCAAACAGAGGGAGAAACUCACUGAGAGGCGUCAGGAGUUCCCGGAACCCACCAGGCCAUGGACCGGAGGAUGAACCUGAACGGCGGCGCGGCAGGGGACAUUUUUCACAAAACUCUCAGUGCCGUGUCCGGCAAAAAGAUGGACCCGUUCAGAGCGUCUGCCGGCAUGGAGCUGCCGCCCAGAGACCGCCAGUCUCCAAUUAGCUGCUUUGACCAAGUCGAUCCUGACCCGAUCCAGCCCGGUGGACUGGCUGGAAGCAGAGGGGGCACUCUGGGUCUGCCGACUGGAUCUUUGUGCGUCAAGUACGGGGAGAGCGCCAACAGGACCUCGGCGGCGGAGAGCAGCGGCGGAGAGCAGAGCCCCGACGACGACAGCGACGGGCGGUGCGACAUGGUCCUCCUGACCGACGUGCGGACAGCAGCCGGGGGUAAAGCUGAAGGAGGAGGUAAGAAAACCAAAGAGCAGAAAAUGCUGCGGCUCAACAUCAACGCCAGGGAGAGACGGCGGAUGCACGACCUGAACGACGCGCUGGAUGAGCUCCGGGCGGUGAUCCCCUACGCGCACAGCCCGUCGGUGCGCAAACUCUCCAAAAUCGCCACCCUGCUGCUCGCAAAGAAUUACAUCCUCAUGCAGGCGCAGGCGCUGGAGGAGAUGAGGAGGCUGGUGGCGUACCUUAACCAGGGCCAGGCCAUCUCCGCGGCUUCCAUACCAGCCACCACCGCGCUGGCAGCUCCUCCACCCGGCCUGGGCGCGUACGAGCAACCGCCCGGAUACCCGUUCCCCGCCGGGGUCACUGCGCCCUCCUGCCCGGACAAAUGCGCCCUAUUCAACAACGCCGCGUCCAGCCUCUGCAAACAGUGCACUGACAAGCCUUAAAACUGACCACAGAGACUACAAAGAAGCACACAAGGAGAAAAAUCUGACAGAGGAUCGAGUAGAGACAAAAAUUAACAUUUUUAUAAUAUUUACUAAACGCAUUAAACCUCGCUUUUGUUUUUUUUGGGGGGGGGGGUUCUGUUCGAACAACACUUGAUUGUGUACAUAAAUCAUCUUUAAAGUGCUGGUGUGAAUGAAGGCCGAACAGAAGCUGAAUUAAAGGCCUGUUGCUCUGUGAUGGACCCUCUGUGGAGAUUUCUGGGUGACCUGACAACCUGCGUGACUUUUUUUUUAUCCGGAGCGCAACAGCACCGACCUCACUGCUGCUUUCUCAUGCGUUUACUUUGACUACUAAAUCAAAGGCCCAGUUUUCAAAAGAACAUUCCAAGUGAAUGUUUCGGACGAGGAGAGUUAAAUAAUAAUAAUAAAAAAAGAAAACAAGUGAACCACUCGGUUAGAUACUUAUUUAGUUGCGAAAGAUUUACUUUCAACUCAGCGAAUAAAAAAAAAAAAAUCUGAAAAACUAGAAAGGCAUACAUUUAGGUCUUCAAGAUGGUUUUAUGUGUCUUUUGUAAUUUAUUAAUUUGGGAUAUUUAUGGUAUUUAUGCUUGCAUUGCACAUUGUCGUCUAAGUUGAUGUGUUUUCUGCAUUUUUUCAUGAUUUUUCGUUCUGAUGAAUCGCGCUGUCAGGUCAAGGCUUUGGUUUAUUGUUGUAGAUACUUUGGUUGUUAUAAGAUCAAAGGGGGCCGUUUGUAUGUAUUUGAGUGUGGAAAAGCUUUAUUAAAAUAUUUUGAACAACAGCAGAAAAAAUAUAUAUCUGGUUAUUUAUCCAAGGCAGUCAGUGCAACUUGAAGCAGAGAAAGGUGCUUUUAAAUGUUUGAAUGUUGCUCGCAUUGAUGUGUCAUAUUUCACGGUUUAAUCGUUUUAUUUUACUUCAGUUCAGUUCACAACAAAUUCCACCUUAAUGCUCUUUAGAAGACAAAACGUUUCGAUUCAUACUGAGCUCUAUGGACAUAUUCCAUCAAGCACAAACCAUUCCGAUCAGGCAAAUUCAGAUUUUAGCGCGUUUGUUACACAUUCAGGGUGAUUCUGUGCGUAAAGAAUCUCUAACUUCUCAAGUUUCUUGGCUCACAUCAGGUGUCAAUAAUUCUUCCCUCCAUCAAAACUGCUUCCCUUUUUUUUUACAGCUGAUUUGCGCCAAAUCCUUGGAGAGAAGUGAUGGUUGAAAGCACAUCAAUCAUUCUUAAAAAGGGAGAUCCGAUUGCAGUUAAAUUAAUAAUAUUAGAUCGACUUGCAUUACGAUGCGUAAGAGAAUGUUAAUGGAAAAAAAAACAGGUGAUGAGAGUUGUCGCUGUAAUACCUGCCUGCAGAUAAUCAAACUCCUCGUUUAAGGGCGAUUACACCCUCACGAUGUGAUUAAGACAUGUAAUUACACCGCUGUUCAAUCAUUGUCGCAGUUUUGCGUCUCUAAUGAGAACGCAGCUGCAGUCGCAGCGACUUUGGCCCUUUGGCCCUCCUUUUAUUUUAAAGGCCAAACGACACAAUAUUUCCCCAACGUGCUGAUUAUAAACAUUAUGGGAAUAAUUUUAAUAGGAAUCAUUAAACAGUUUAAAAAAGAAUAUCAGACAGUUAAUCGUUUCUUGUAAAAAUAACUAAAUGGAAAUUAUCCAGCAGAUCCACAGCUCUGUUUUCAGGAAAUGAUCAUUCAACCUACUCAGGACAGCAGUAUUGUACAGCUAUGACUGAUUUACUGUAAAUACAAAAAGCUUAUUUUGGUUUUAAAAUCUUACUGUAACUCCUGAUGGACUUGUAUUACUGAGGAUGAAAUGUAAAGCUACAGAAACACGAUGUAAACUGAUUCUACAGUCACUGAACUCGCUCAGAGUUUAGUCUCACUGUGAAAGCACUAACUGUGAAAGUUGACGUACCGUAGUUUGUUUAAACACAGAAGAACUGUUGGGGAACACAAUAGUUUUUCUGUGAGCAAAACAACAUUUGUUUACAACACUGUGAUAUCUAAAUUAUAUCUAUGUUUGAAAUAUAAUUCUGAAAAAUUGUCUUAUCUGCUGUGGGAACAAAAGUCAGUUUGCAACCUAUAAGGAAAGGAGCAGCAAAAAACACAAAAAUAACCCCCCCUACAUAUUUUACAAUCCCUUUCUUCAGAUUUCAUAAUUUGUUCUUAAGUAUAAUGUUUGUUUACUUUUUGUAAAAUCAUAUUAGUAUUUUUAGUUCAAACAUAUACUGGCUAAUUUACAGCUUCAUAGUCUGCAGGAUUUUUUAAAAUCGUUUUUGCUCAUAACAAUCUCUCUUCUACAAACAGAAAACAUUGAAGUUUGACAGCUCCAAUAGUUUCCCAUGAAGCUAUGAAACUUUAUGUAAUCUUUAAAAGCAGAUACUUUUGUUGUUUAACGGUGAUAACUUGGUAAAAAUUCCCAAUUUUUACACAGAAGAUGCAUCCUGGGUCACAUUUUAAGCUUAUGCUUAAAACUUCAGUACCUUCCACUAUAUGUUCUUAGUUUCUUUGACUUUACUAUCAUGUGUAUGUAUUCAAGCAAAAGAAAAAUUUCAUUAUUAUCAUUUCUUCUUACACCACAGGCAGCAAUUCUCCAAAUUUCCAAUUAAAAAUCUAAUAACUUUU